Molecule: messenger RNA, 2163 nt
Organism: Triticum turgidum subsp. durum (durum wheat)
Lineage: Eukaryota; Viridiplantae; Streptophyta; Magnoliopsida; Poales; Poaceae
Source: the annotation of a GenBank genome assembly
AUGUUUGUCAUUAUUCAGCAGAUCUGUGCCACCUCGCUGGCGCCUGGUAACAUGACACCAACGGUCCUCAUGGAGUUUGCGCCGCAGAGGCAGAUUAAACGGAGCUAUGAUGAAAUGGCCUACCGAGGUGUGCCCCGUGGGUAUGCAGAGACUGUUGGCGAGUCAGGCAGCCCUGUUCGUGUUGACUCGCAAGAUUCGUCUGCGCCAAAACGCAAGUGCAUCAGCCUUAACAGUGAUGGCUUUGGAGUGAAGCGGGAGAUUUUUGUCCCCUCUAAGAUGUCAUCGUCUGAGCGGCGGUACCUUCGCAAGAGAUUCCGCUCAGAGCUUGAUUCGGUCCGGGAUCUCCUUAAGAAGCCAGAGUUUUUGGCCAUAAUGCCUGCUAGCAGGGCACCUGCGUACUCAUCCUCUGCUGCCCCUCGAGCUAAAAAAGUGAAAGGGGGGAGCCAUGUUCUCCGUGGUGCCAAGGGGCGCUUCUUGCCUACAAAGCCCCGGCCUGAAACAUCCAUGGUGUUGCCCAAAGCUACGAUUCUGCAGAUGUGUGAAGGUAUUCUGAAGAAGCUCAUGACUCAGAAAUGUAGUCAUAUUUUUAAUGUUCCGGUAGACGUGGAAAAGCUGAACAUUCCAGAUUAUAAUGACAUUAUCAAGCACCCGAUGGACCUUGGGACCAUUAAGAAGAAGCUAGAUUCUGGUUCCUACACAAGGCCAUCUGAUUUUGCAGCUGAUGUCAGGCUGACCUUUAGCAAUGCGAUAACUUACAAUCCUCGAGGGCAUGCAGUGCAUGAUAUGGCCAUUCAACUGAAUAAAAUGUUUGAGUCUAGAUGGAAGACAGUUGAGAAGAAGUUGGCUUCUGCUGCAACGAAGCCACAUGUUGAGGUUGAUAGGGCCGACUCAAAGAGGAGAAAGACCCCUCCUGUUGACCGCAGUGACUUGUCAAUAGAGCGUGUCAGGCCAACUGAGAUUAUGAAGCCGAAGAUGACAUUUGAGGAGAAAGAAUCCUUUGGAAACUGCUUAGCUUCUUUGUCCGAGGAGCCAGAAUUAUUACCUGGUCACAUCAUUGAUUUGUUACAGCAGUGUAUUGACAACAACACAGAUCAGCCUGGGGAUGGAGAGAUAGAGAUUGAUAUCCAUGCACUCAGUGAUGAUAUACUAUUAGAACUGAAGAAGCAUGUCGACAAAUAUUUGCAAGAGAGAGAUAACCAGCAGAAAAAAUCAGAGCCCUCUGAGAAUUGGGCUGUGAACGUUCCUGGCCUCAGUCACUUGUCCACAAAUCCCUGCAAAGGUGGUGAGCCUAUUGAGGAGGAUGUGGACAUUUGCGGCAAUGCAUCCCCUAUAUUGAUAGGGAAGGAUCCUCAGAUCAGAACUAACAAAUGUGGUAGUCCAAGUAGUUCCAGCAGUGACUCGGGAUCUUCAUCCAGCGAUUCUGACUCCGGCAGUGAUACUGAAAGCGAAUCAGAAAAGGUUGGUAGCCCAGCAAAGCUUGCGAAGGUUACUAAAAUACCAGAACAACCUGCAGAGCAAGAAAAGAGUGAUGUUAUUAACCCUGUUGAUGCUAACCACACUGCCGGUGAUGUGGAACUCCGUGAGCAGGACAAUGAGUCCAAGGCUGCACCUGAGGGGGAGAAUGCAAAACUCGACAGGCAAGUCUCCCCGGACAAGCUCUUACGAGCAGCUCUUUUGAGGAGCCGUUAUGCUGAUGUUAUUGUUAAAGCUCGUGGGAUUCUCAGCCAGGGUGAGGGUGGAGAUAAACAGGAGGAGCUGGAGAAACUGCAGAAGGAAGAAAAAGAACGGCUUUUGGCUGAAGGUAAUGCAGCCAUGGAAGCUCGCAGAGCUGAAGCUGAAGCUGAAUCUAAGCGUAAGCGGGACCUUGAGAGGGAAAAGGCUCGUCAGGCCUUGCAGGAGAUGGAGAGAACUGUAGAAAUUAAUGACAGCGUCCAUCCCAAGGACCUAGAAAUGCUUGGUACAAUCACCACGGAACAUAUUGUAAGUUCUGUUGAUGAGACGAGUCCUGAGCAUUCCCAGGAUGGCAUGCCCAGUUUUCUUCCUGGUUCUGGCAGCAUGUUGGAAAAACUUGGACUAUUUAUGAAAGUAGAUGAGGACGAAGAGGAAGAUGAGCCAUGCAGUUUUCCUAGCAGCAAAGAUGUGGAGGAAGUAGAGAUCGACUAA